Acaulospora colombiana is the source of this 192-nucleotide messenger RNA. The record is from the annotation of a GenBank genome assembly. NCBI's taxonomy places the organism in Eukaryota, Fungi, Glomeromycota, Glomeromycetes, Diversisporales, Acaulosporaceae.
CCGGUAUCCAGUCUCUUUCUGGCUAUGACAACAGGAUCAAAAUACAUCAACAUCACAGGAGCAACUAUCGCGGUCAAGUACCUGUGGCCAUUUGGGACAAAAUGGGAGGAACUUGACUCCAAUAGUUGCUCCUCAUUAGGAAAGAUGGCGUCGGGCCGAUGUGAGUGCGCGAGCGUUGUCAAAAGGCCUGAU